AACUUAACAGUGUAACAUCCAGCGGAAGUAAACAACACAGGAGCUAGUCACUUAGGUUGCUAGGUGUCCUGUGCUUGGAAGAAGUCUCUCAGUAGGACAGUAAUACAUCUCACUUGUAAUUAAACAACAAUGUCUUCAGUUGAGUGUUUGAGAGAGUUCAUCAACGAGCGACUAACUGCUGCUGCUGAAGAAAUAUUCGGAGUUUUUCAAAAAACUAUCGUCAAUUACGAGGAAGAGAUCAAUCGUCAACGCAGACUGCUGGACAUCAUUUGGAAACCUGAAAUAAAGUUACACAGAAUAGAGCUCCCACAGCAACAUGUCUGUAAGGAGGAUCUUGCUGACCAGCAGCUAUUUAACCAGGAGAGGAACUCCAGUCUGGACCAAGAGGACCCAGAGCCUCCACAGAUUAAAGACGAACAGGAUGAACUCUGCAACAGUCUGGAGGGAGAGCAGCUGGUGCUGAAGCAGGAGACCAAAACCUUUAUGUUGACUCCUACUUGUGAGGAAAGUGACAACAGUGAAGAUCAGACUCUGGACUUGAGUCCUGAUGAAACUCAGAGUGCAACAGAAAAUGAGCAUGUUGUCAGCAUGUCAGUUAAAAGCUCAGUGGUACCAGAACCAAACAGUGAUGACCAACUCCUCUCUCACAACUCUCAUGUAGCUGAGAGCCAAGAUCACAAAGGAGGCAAACAAGGAGACUCAGGAUCAACUGGGAAUACGGAGACAAAACCCCAGAAGAGCCAUCAUAAAAGUAAAAAAAAAAAAAGGACUCAAUUGAAUAACCACACAGGUAAAAAGGUGUUGAAUUGUGACACUUGUGGGAGAGCUUUUAAGCGUGUUUCCCAUUUGAAUAGACAUCGCAAAGUCCACACAGGCGAGAGGCCGUACCCAUGUAACACUUGUGAGAAAAGAUUCUUUGAGCUGAAUAUAUUAAAAGUGCAUAUGAGAAUCCACACAGGUGAGAGGCCGUACCCAUGUACCUUUUGUGAGAAAAGAUUUACUUAUCUGUACGCAUUAAAAGCGCAUACGAGAAUCCACACAGGUGAGAAGCCAUACAAAUGUAACACUUGUGAGAAAAGAUUCAUUGAGCAGAGUUCAUUAAAAGCGCAUAUGAGAAUCCACACAGGUGAGAAGCCGUACCCAUGUACCUUUUGUGAGAAAAGAUUUACUUAUCUGUACGCAUUAAAACUGCAUAUGAGAGUCCACACAGGUGAGAAGCCGUACAAUUGCAAAACUUGUGGAAAAGAUUUCUCACGUGGAGAUUAUUUGAAGAUUCACAUGAGAACACACAGUGGGAAAAGAUUGUCAGAUGUCUGACUUGAAAAGACACAUUAGAAUUCUCCAGAUGAGAAGCCGUAUCAUUGGAAAACAUGAGGGAGAGCUUUGUGUUGACUUGACAAUCUACAUGAGAACCUGCUGCAACACAGAGAAGAUUCUGUCAUGUGUGAAGUGGAGAAGCAUAUAAGAUUACCACACAUGCCUGUAGCCUUGUAUGUGUGAAACAUUACAUAUGAUUCAGUUAUAAAACAAUCACAUAAUGGCAGCACAUGUUGACAAAAAAUAAACAGGACAAACAAUUGAGCUGAAACUCCUGUAUGCAAGUGUUCACCAACAUCUUUAUAAAUGAAUGUAAAAUAUUCUCCAUGAAGAAGAGUUCAGAAUAUCUUCAUGUAAGCUGUACAUUGUCAACAGUGUCUUUUUGUCUGCAGUUUUUUUUUUAAAUUUUAUAAUUUUAAUGUGUUUUCCCCCCGGUUUAACCUGAGAAAAAAUGUUAAUGUUAAUUGUCAACAGUGCUAUCAAGUGUAUUCAAACUACAACCUGUUUUUUUUUUUUUCUUCAUGUUACUGUAACUACUAAUUUUACUGUUCACUCCAGCAUUUCAUUGACAAAUUUGGAUGCGGUAUAGUUUCAUAUUGGGCCUCUAAGUUGUCAUUUAGUCAACUAGAGUCUUCUUGUCUGCAGUGUUUUUUUUAAAUUUUAUCAUUUUAAUGUAUUUUCCUCCCAGUUUAACCUGAGAAAAAAUGUUAAUUGUUUGCUGCUUUAGUGAUGACGCACAAAUUACAGAUGAUGUUUUGAUGUUGAGAUUCUUUUUGUUUUUGUUUUCAAUCUUAUAAUUUGUUUGUAUUUUUUCCCAGUUUAACUUGAGAUAAAAUGUUUGUUGUUUUCUGCUUUAGAGAUGAAACACAAUUUGUAGAUGAUGUACGACAGGCCAAUGGCUCCUCAAGAAACAACACAUGAUUUUUGUGUGUGUCCCUCUAGUUAUAGUGAUGAACUGCACAGGUCUAUAGGUCAACAUGGAAAGCUGCUAUCUUUUACUGUGGUUAGUAUACUGCCUUAAAUCAAGAAGUCUCCACUGCAGAAAAAGAGUGAAGCUACUAUGUAACUAUGUUAAUCAACAAAAACAAAAGAAAAUAAAACAGAACAAACAACAACAAAAAAAGAGCUUUGAAAUAAAUGUCCAAUACAAAAUGUUGCAUUUCUUUGAGUAAUUGAUGUCAAAACUGCACAAAAUGGAUAAAUUCAAGUGCAAGUACCUUGAACCUUUAUGAAUGAAUUUUCUCAUGUCCGAGUUACGAGUUCUUAUGUCUAGUUUAAACACAAAACCUCUGUGCAGUUACUGCUGCUAAUUUAUAA
Molecule: messenger RNA, 2634 nt
Organism: Thunnus maccoyii (southern bluefin tuna)
Lineage: Eukaryota; Metazoa; Chordata; Actinopteri; Scombriformes; Scombridae
Product: zinc finger protein 480-like
Exons: 2
Coding region: 130-1317 (395 amino acids)
Biological process (GO): regulation of transcription by RNA polymerase II
Cellular component (GO): nucleus
Molecular function (GO): DNA-binding transcription factor activity, RNA polymerase II-specific; RNA polymerase II cis-regulatory region sequence-specific DNA binding
Source: RefSeq, a predicted model, not a curated record